AUGCUGCUCUUUACCCUCCUUUGUUUAACUUUUCUGAUCAGCAGCAUCAGUGCAGGUAUUUCUUCUCAAAUUUUUAUGUUCAGAAAUGACAAGGAGAGCAGAACUGCUAAAUGUGGCCUACGACCAUCUUAUGGGUCCUUUCAGGGGACUGACAAAAGGUUCACGAAAGGGAGUUAUGCCAUGGAAGGGGAGUUCCCGUGGCAUGUGAGCAUCCAGAGCAAUGGGAGACAUGUCUGUGGAGGCACCAUAAUCAGCGCAUUGUGGAUUUUGACUGCAGCUCAUUGCUUUGGAGAAGAGAUGCCACCAGACCUCACUGUUUUAGUGGGGGGAAUUGACCUCAGUGUCCCGCUGGAAGAACAUAAGCCAGACAGCUUGAUCGUCCAUGAAAAAUUUGACAGAAUGUCCAUGCAAAAUGACAUUGCUCUGAUCCUGCUCAGCUCUCCCAUUGAGUUCAGCAAUGAGAAAAUCCCUGUCUGCUUGCCCUACAUGCGUGACAUCAAUAUGUGGCAACACUGCUGGAUUGCAGGGUGGGGAACCACAAGUGCAGCGAUUGGAAGGCCAACAUCCCACAUGAUGCAGAAAGCACCAAUGAAGCUCAUCAGCAGGCAGCAGUGCUUGAAGAGUAUCCCACAGCUAGUGGAGAACAUGUUCUGUGCUGAGAUGGAGAAAAGAAGAAGAGGUGCUUGGCAGUCACAGGUGGACAGCGGGGGACCUCUGGUUUGCAGCAACAGGAACACCAUGAAGUGGUUUCAGGUUGGCAUCGUCAGCUGGAAACAAGAUCGUGAAGACAAUGAGGUCUUGUUGUCUGUUUACAGUUACCGUCACUGGAUAGAGACUGAGACAGCCAUAAGGGGGAAACCUUUCUUCAUUGAAGGUGUGGAUAACUAUGCUAAUAGUCAGUUGUCCUCCAAGGCUGAGCCACAGCUGCUGUGUCAGGGACUGGACAUCAGGAAAUAUUUCCUAAUGCUGCAAUCUAUUCAGCUACAGAAUUGUUUCCCCCAGAGGAAAUGA
Melopsittacus undulatus (budgerigar) is the source of this 1011-nucleotide messenger RNA. RefSeq names its product serine protease 55. The transcript has 6 exons. The record is from RefSeq and is a predicted model, not a curated record. Bases 1 to 1011 code for a protein of 336 amino acids. Lineage: Eukaryota; Metazoa; Chordata; Aves; Psittaciformes; Psittaculidae. Gene Ontology annotation, molecular function: serine-type endopeptidase activity. Gene Ontology annotation, biological process: proteolysis.